AUGGCGUCGCUCAAUAGUACUGUAACGUUGGGAUCUUCCCCAAUGGUGCCUAAAUAUAUUCUAGACAUCUUCAUGGCUGGGAACAUUAUCUUCGGGGAGCUGAUAACUAUCAUCGGCAUCAUCGCAAAUAUCAUCAACAUCGUCAUCUUUCGCAGACAAGGAUACGACGACACCGUCAACAUUUCGUUAACCGCUCUAGCGGUCAGUGACCUGGGCUCGCUGGUCACCCUACUGCCGUUUAACGUCAUGGUCAACCCGUGGUUCGAAUCUCUGGACCUGAGCUUCGUACCGCUGGACGUGUCCGUGUUUCUCUCCUUUUACCCCCAUAACUACUUCAUCCGUGUCUGUGGGUUCAUCACGGCCUUCGCUGCCUUUGAGCGAUGUCUUUGUGUUGUCCUGCCUCUGAAAGUCAAACAAAUCAUCACAAAAAAAGUCGCUAUCACAACAAUUAUUUGUAUUUAUCUCAUCACUCUACUAAACGAGUUCCCCUCAUACUACGUCAUCUACCUAGACUGGAAAAAAACAGCUCGAGUGAACAAAACUGUUCUUAGUAUCGCCUUCAGAAGCUACAGCAGCUCCGUGUUCAGUGUGUCGUAUUUCAUAACAGACAUGUUAGUCCCACACUUUACUUUCCUGGUUCUCAUUGCAUGUACGUCCAUCAUCGUAUUCCAGCUAAAGUCAAGGUCCAAUUGGAUUCGAUCCAUAUCCAGUACAACUAAAAAAGUCGCGACCAUCUCUAACAAAGAGAAGAAAGUCGGGCUAAUGCUGGUUGUCGUGUCGGUGUGUUUCAUCGUCUGUCUGACGCCGCAGACGGUCAUCAUGUCAGCCGUGUGCGUCGUGCCGGGCCUGGGUCUGUACGGCAAGUAUUUUGACGUGGCCUCCGUCAUCUACUGCCUGGCCUACUACUCUGAGUCUAUCAACUCCAGUCUCAACAUCCUCGUCUACUACAAGAUGAGCUCCAAGUACAAGAAAGAGAUUCAUAAAGUUUUUCCAUUUCUCAAAACCCUCAGAGAUUACAAGGUAAAAUUGCUCAGUGAAACAUCAACCACAGAUAUCAUGUAA
Molecule: messenger RNA, 1062 nt
Organism: Physella acuta
Lineage: Eukaryota; Metazoa; Mollusca; Gastropoda; Physidae
Product: galanin-like G-protein coupled receptor npr-9
Biological process (GO): G protein-coupled receptor signaling pathway
Cellular component (GO): membrane
Molecular function (GO): G protein-coupled receptor activity
Source: RefSeq, a predicted model, not a curated record